Messenger RNA from Hermetia illucens (black soldier fly), 1871 nucleotides. It is a transcript of the gene aln, whose product is annotated as divergent protein kinase domain 1C. Lineage: Eukaryota; Metazoa; Arthropoda; Insecta; Diptera; Stratiomyidae. The transcript is spliced from 8 exons. The record is from RefSeq and is a predicted model, not a curated record. The coding region runs from base 342 to 1532 and encodes 396 amino acids.
UUUAGUAAAGCCUUGUUAGCAAAAAGUUGUUUAUGGCAAGCAACAGAGCCCGAUCAGCUCCAUACAAACUACAGACUUUCGCACAUAUUUAAAUUUCCAAGCGUUAAUCAGUAGCUCGAUGAAUGGGUCUAAUUCGAGGGGUACAAUCUUUAUCGGCACCCAGGAAACAAUAGUAGUUCUGAAGAAGUAUUUCUUUCGCUGUGUUCUUAGUUGCAAAAAUUCAGUUUGUGAAUAGUGAAGUGUUCAAGUUGGGAAUCAACGAAAAUGGUUAAUAAUGAAACUAUCGCAAUGAAGGAAUCCUGUUGACUCUAAUUAAAGUACCAAAUUCAAUAAAGCGUAACAUGAUCUCACGGUUCACAGGAUUUCGACGAAAGUUUCGUAAUUUUUACCAAAGAAUAAUAAUUAUAAGUGUUUUGUUACUAUGCUCGGUGUUUUUAUUUUCCUAUUUGAAUUUGGAAUUCUGCUACAAAAUCAUGGUAAAGGGUACACUUAAUAGUAUGUGCUCAUAUUACAAGGAAGGGAAGUACAGUGGGGCGCUAUGUGAAGAACUGUGCAAUGGAGAUUACUUCAAGGAGUUCAAGUGUCCUGAAAAUCGGAUGAAAACUGCGGUUUUCACAGCUGUUAAAAACCAUUACACGUAUUCAUUCCAGAUUGCCAAAGAAGUUACGGAACCAUUAGCAUGGACAGACCGACAAGGACGUCCGCGCUAUCCGCAUAUCAAAGAAUUCCAAAGCCUAAUCAAGAGACAUAUAGCUUUUGCAUAUAACGUAACCAUUGAUGAAGACGUGAUAAAGGCUCUCCUUAGUCAAGAAAUAAAUUCUAAAAGUCCAGAACAAAUGGAAAGCAUCUGGAGGAUGUUUCGCGACAACAAUUAUGUUAUGAGUAAACUUUUUGAAGAGGAAUCUGUGUUCCCAGUUAUAUUGGGCUCAUGUGGACCAUAUUAUGCAACGGAGCAUUUGAAGGCUAUACAUCCUUCGGCCGGAAUCCGACAAUACAUUUCUGUAGACUGGAUUGGACGGCUGAAGUUUGCGUUAGAUAUCAUGGACUACUUGCAAAGAAUGGAUGAAGUUAAACCAGAACCGUUGAAAAUGUGCAAAAUCUUGCCCAAUGAGUUUGGAAUAACAAUAGACAAACGGAUAAAGUACAAAAAUGCACAAUACAUUCAUACUGAAUCUCAAAUAGACAAAAUCAUCUCAGAUGGAUCACCUUGUGAAAUUGAUUCUGAUUGCCGAUAUGAGCAUUGUCUUGGCAAAUGUGAUCCCAAACUUAAAAUGUGCACGGGAAUCCAACAAAAUAAUAAUCUACAGAUCGUCUGCCAGCACAUUUUCAAAGGACAUCGAUAUCUGCCAGGCAUCCUGGCUACAUCAAAAGCACCUCAACACUUGAAAACUCUCAUUGAUAUUUGCGUUGACUCAUCCGAGAAUCCACGACAUCACUUACCCAGUAGACAGCUGACCCCCUCUCCAAAUAUUGCCGCCAAACUUUACAAUGAAAUCAAAAGAGUUUACAAUGAGGAGACCUUUCGCCAAUGAACGAAUACAGACUAUUUGAAUAUUGCAAUUUUUCUGUGAUUAUUUCCAAAUGAAAGGUUCUUUGUAGUUAAGGGAGUUACAUACUUUUUCUAGGUUAGUGAGGAAGGUUCAAACCAGCUGCAUCGGACACACACUUCAUACUCUCGAGUACGCCUCCUAAAACAGGUUUUCUAGGACCUAAAUAGGUGCGGCUUAUAUUAUACUUAAUUGUUGUGUUGAAUUUCUAAUUUAAUUUUUUAACAAGGCUCAAAAAAGCUGAUAAAAGUUUGUAAUAAAACAUAAUAAAAUCUUUGUAUAUAAAUGUGGAAACUUAGUUUAAAAAAAGGCACUAGUACCAGC